Styela clava is the source of this 1659-nucleotide messenger RNA. RefSeq lists its product as uncharacterized. NCBI's taxonomy places the organism in Eukaryota, Metazoa, Chordata, Ascidiacea, Stolidobranchia, Styelidae. The record is from RefSeq and is a predicted model, not a curated record.
UUAAUUUAAUUAGUUAAAUAAUGUACUUCAUUUUUUAUAAAAAAAAUCUUCAUUCAAAGGUUACAUUCAUUGGUCUCUAAUUUGUUAUAAAAUGAAAAAUCUAGCCACAGCAACGAAAAAAAGCAUGGCUGCCGAACGCACAAGAAAAACGGCAAUUGAUUCUAAUAAAAGAAUUCAUCUUCAAACAGAAAGAGAAACAACAUAUAUUGUUGAAAGAAGAAAACAUAAAAACAAGGAUAACUCGACUAAUAUAAUUUCGGAAGGCAAUGAAAAAAUAAAUGCGAAAGACGAGUCAUCAAAAAUAUUGUCUCAAUCAACUUUUUCGCUGAAAUCUAACGACAUCGAUAUUCACGAACAGCGUAAAAAAUUAUCUCAACGACAUACAAUGGUUCGAAAUGAUAUCAAAAGAGUGGAUAAGCUUCAAAAUCAUGAAGAAUCAGUUUUAGAAACAUUAGAUGACUUGAAUUCAAGAAAAUUUACAAAAGAAAAAGAUGAAGAACGCAAUCAUAAUCUGACUGCAAAUGAAACGAAAUCGAAAACAGACAAGCGAUCUUCAAUAUCUAACAUGGCAAAGAAUGAAGACCUUCCAAGGAAAAGUAUUCUUGACACUAAGCUCCCGCCUUUAGAAGACAACUCCAGAAAUCGAAUGUCAAGAAGGGUUGGGGUCAAAGGGCAGGUAAAACUGAUUCCGUCUCCAUUCAGAAAUGACGAAACAGACAAAACUGUAAAAACACAAAAUGCGACCAAUUCGUCACAGCAUUCAAAUACACGGAACACACCACAGCCUUUACCGCGAGUAAGCAGACGAACCAAAACAGCAUCGGACCUAAACAACAACAACGAAAUUGACUUUGGAAUGCAAGAUGUAAUAAAUUCAUACCCCAAGCCAAUUCCACGUAUCAAACUACAAAAGACAGAUUCCAGCAUAAGCGUACAAACCAAAAACGAACAGAAAAUAUCUAGAGUCAAAAAACAUUAUUCAAACCUGAUGCUAGCGGGGAUUAAAGACUUUGACAAAGAACCAGAACUAUCGGCAUUUCCACCUCCGAAACCAGUACCGAGAACUUUCCCACCGACGGGAAGGAAACUCAAAAGCUUGACGACAAGAGAUUCUAUAUCUAAUGAACAUGAUACAACCGAUAUUAAAAUUCGAGCCAAAUUUGAACUGGGGAAGAUAAUUCCGCGGGAAGCAUUACCCGAAUCCGUACCUAGCCGUACCCCCUCCCCACCAAAAACUAAUCACAGUGAAAUAAGACAAGCCGAGGACAUUUCACAAAGAAAUUUUGGCAAACCUCUCGAUAUUUUCGAAGAUUUUAGUAUGAAUUCGGACGAUAGCCUAUUUAAAAUGGACGUGAUAAGGCAACAAACUGCUUUAGUUCGAGAAAAGAGAAAUCAAUUGAACAUGGCCCGAAAACUCGCUCCUCUCAAAAAGUAAAAGUCCGUGCCAGCGUAUAUGUUUUUUGAAGGCUAUAAGAAAAGACUCAUUAAAAUAACACGAUUGACUUUAAAUACUAGAAUAAAUACUAUUGAGUACUAUUUUUGGUACUCCUGUAGUAUGCGAACCAAUAUGGCGGACACCUGAACGAAGUAUGUGUACCAGGUUUGGGUUAGGCCAUAAUUUUAUUAAAAUUUACCUUAUUUUAGUUCUAUUACGAGUUC